AUGAUUCGCCUAACAGCACUUAACGAUGACAGUUCUAGAAGUUCGGUUGAAGUUGAUAUUCAUCCAAAAGAACCACCUUUGGAAGUACAGGAAGAAAAUGCUUUGAAACUGUACAAUGAAGCUCUUCAAGAACAAAAAAGUGGCGAUAUUGAUAAAGCCGAGGAAUUAUUUAAACAAUUAUUAAAUACAAAAUUUUUGUUAAAGUUAAAAAAAUCAGAUAAUGUUUUCUCUCUCUAUUCGAAACCUGAUCUCAUGUUAAAGUAUUCAUGUUAUAAAAAUUUAGCUGUACUCUCGGAAAGGAAAAAUUUAUUAAAUGAAGCUUUGGAAUUUUAUUGGCAAGCAUUGGAAGUUGACGGAUCUGAUGUUACAAUGUGGUAUCAAAUGGGUUGUGCAGCAUUGAAAUUAUUUAAUUUGAAAGUAGCUCUUGAAGCAUUUUUUAAGGGCUUAGAAUACAGUCCAAGGCAUUGGCCAUCACUAGAUAAAUUAAUUAUGUGCUUAUUUGCAUUAAAUGAUUAUGUUAACUGCCUUUAUUUUAUAAGUAAAGCAUUCGAUAUAGAUGUUAAUUACACUAGGGGUCAAGUUCUAAGAGAUUACAUUUUUACAGAGCAACCAUCUCUUGAAUUUGAUAUAAAAUAUUUUUAUCAAAAAAUUCAAUUACACUCGGACAAGAAAUGCGAAGUGAGCGAAGAAAUUCAAAACAAGCUUUUAAAUGAAGUAUUGCAAAUCAGUAAAGGUUAUGCUGAAAAAUGCAAAGAAGAGGUUUUUACUGCGGAAGACAUUGAUUCGUACACUCCGGAAAGAAGAAUCGACACGCCGACAUGGGCCUGCCUGGGGGAAACCAUAUUGGAAAUAUUUGAAGAAAUCACAAACGGAGACAAAUACAUAAGCCUUUUGACGCCAGUCGAUUUGUCAAAAAGUCUUAACGAAUCAAUGAUCGUUUUCGAAGGCAAUAACGAAACUUUGGACGAUCAUAAAGAAACAAACGAUUGCGGAAAUGGUGUCAAAGCAAGCGACGAUAAAUCAUGUAAAAAAUCCGUCGAUGGGAAUUGUGAAAAAAAGAAUAAAAAAAAUAAAGGAUCGGCUUUGAUGGAAGAAUUACUCUGGAGUGGAAAAAGACGUUCUGCAAGAGUCAGAUCAUCGUUAAGGGGAAAUCCCGAACCCGUGGAUGUAGCUGAAGCUUUAAGAAGAAUACUACCUAGAAAAUUACUAUUGUUCGAACGACAAGAAAGUGCAGAAGAAAAAAGGCAAAAGGAAGAACAAGAUAGAUGCGAGGUAGAGCAAGAUAUCGGUCUGAUAGUCGACAGCGAAGGAUAUUUCGGAAAGUUAAAUGAAGAAAAUGACGUCAGAGAAUUUAUUCGUAACGAAAAUGGAAAUAACAUAAUAGAAUUAGUCAAAUUAUACGUCAUGGCUUUGAAAAACCAUUGGAAUAAAACUUGGCCGCACGGUUUGCCAUUGAUUUACAUAAAAUGUUUUCAAUUGAUGAGAACUCAUUAUCCUCUCGAUUUUAAAAUGUGUACAACCGAGUCCAAGUUUAAAGAACUCGUGGAAGAAUCCGGAUGCGUUUUAUUAUACGGUGAAUUAUAUUUGGAAUAUUUAGCAAGUGUUAGAAACAAAAGUACAAACGAACAAAAUUCAUGUGAUGAUAAACCGUUACAAAUUAUUUUUUUACAAAACGUAAUGGAAUUAACGGAUCGAAAAGACAUGUUCGACACGGAGGAAAAUUAUUUUCAAUUUCUAAUAAGGCUCUAUUGGUUGAGAUGCAGGAUUUUUUUAGACAGAGGACAAACAAAUUUGGCAAUCGUCGCUCUGAACGACGUUCUGGCAUGCUACGAACUUUUUCCACAGUUUCAAUCGACGACGGUUCAUUUGAAAAAUAGCAAAAAAUAUAAUGUAAUAAGUAAAACGUUCACAGAAGAAUUUUUGGCUCAUCAAUCAAGAAAAAGAAGUCUUGCCGAAGUCGUUCGAUUGUACGAAGAUGAAUCGUAUAGAGAAUUAACGGAAAUUUUAAAAGACACGUUCGCAACAACGGUCACAGACACGGUUAAUAAUUAUUUUAAAGAAGAAGAAAAUAAAUUGAUAGACAGGCAAACUCAAUUAUCGAUGCUCAUAAACGGUCUUUAUCAUUUAAAUGAGUACAAGGAAUGCAUUUUUUGGUUAGAAACGUGUUGCUAUGAGAUUUUACAAAAAGCUCCCAUCAAUUUUUUACCCGCGGAAGAAGAAGGGGAAUCGUGGAUGGUGACGUUCGAUAGGUUUCUUGCCGCCAUUGAAAAUUGCAUACAAUUGGGAAAGGUUAAAAUGACGGAUGCUCUUCCUCGGAACCGUCUUUCCCGUUUCGUUCAAACCCUAUGUCACGCCGUGUGUAAACAAUUGGAAGAUUCCGAUCGUCCUCCCUGUCCUGCGAGACCGUGGAUAAUGUUGAACACGAUAUUGAUAGAUUUGGAAGACGAUGAAAAAUCCGAUGCGGGAACAAACAACGACGAAAUGGACGCGGACGACGAGGGAAACGACGAAGAAGAUGACAACGAUAUUCCUCCGUCCAUUUUGAUUUUAUUUACCGCUCACGAGUAUUUAGGAAGGAGGGAAUGGUGCAAUUGUAACGAAAGCGUACUUUUAUUUUUAAUUAUGGAUCAAGUAAUACCUCACAUAAGGAGCUCGGAAUGGUCGUCUUUUCGAGAAACGAUUCAACAACAUUUAGAACAAGUUAUUUACUGUUUGUAUUCUCAUCCUAAUAAAAAAUCGAAGGCAAGAUAUUUAACGGAGCAUAACGUGAAUACGAUACCUUUGACCUGGCAGAGAGGAAUUCAAUUGUUUGAUUUGUUUCGACCCGAUGAAACUCCCUCGUACGAUUCUUUAAGAAUCAAUUUGAUUAGUUCGGAAACGGAAGUUUUAUUUAGAAGAAUAGCAGCUUUGAUACCCGAGGAUAAAGAUCCCUCUCAAGUGUCAAAUAAAAUGACGGAAUUUAUCGUUGGGAAAAGAAACGACGUACCCGAUAUUAGUAUUUCACUUCCGGAACCCGUGCGAGAUUUAUUUUACAUAUUAGGAGAUUAUUAUUUUAAAACACACGAAUUUGCGAAAGCCGUAAAUUAUUUACUCAUGGAUUUGUGUGCUAAUCCCGGACGUGUCGAUUCAUGGGCGAGCAUGGCUUUGUCCAGAGCAUCUCUAUUAGAACAACAAUUGAAUUCGUGUGAUCCUCUCAAAGACGAGGUUUUUCUUCAAAGUGCUCUGUCGGCUCUAAGAUGUUACGAACACUGUCUUCAGUUGGACAAUAAACAAUGCGCUUUAUGGAUUGAAUACGGUUCGUUCGUGUACACGAUUCAUUCGUUUUGUUCGCAAAGAAUGAAAUUGGAAUCGUUCAGUUUGAGUUUGGAACAAUUCGAAGAAUUGGAAUCGACGAAGAAUAAAAUGUUGGAAACGGCCAAACAAGCUUUCGUGAACGCGAAUUUAAUUUGGUACGAGGUGAAAGAGGAAAACGAACGUCAAGAUGAAAGGUGGUUACAUCAUUACAUGCUCGGUAAAAUAUGCGAGAAAAAUGGAGAUUUGAAUUUUUUCGAUCACUACGAAAAAGCCGCGGAUUUGCUGUACGAAAACGAAGCCGAAUUCCCGAGUAAAGUCGGUUACACGGCACCCCAAACUCUCGCGAUAGAAGCUUUGGAAGUUUACUACAGGGUUCACGUUUGCAUAAUAAAAAAUUUGGAAUUGACGGAGGGGAAACCGCUGGAUCAGAAAACGAGAGCGUUGUUCAAUAAACAUUUGAACAUGUGUUCGAAAGGGCCUUUUGCCAAACAGGUUUCAAAAGUUGAUUUGGCGAAAACCAAAGCGAAAGAAUUGGAAGUAAUGCAACAGGAAAAACAAUUGAAAAUAAUCAAAUCCGUUUUGAACGACAUCAUUGUUAAAAUAGAAACGGAAAAUGAAAAUAAUGGAUCGAAGAAGAGAAAACUCUCAUGCACGGAAGAUAAAAAUAAAUUGAUUACGAAGGAAACAAGUAUUUGCGAUGGGGAAACGACGGAAACGAAAGAAAAACUGGAAUCGGAAAAUGAAAAAGACAAAGGAAAUAACGAUGGGGAAAAAUCGUCUCACGACGAUUUUUCCGAAUCGAAAAUCGUCGAAGAAAAUGUUAUCGAAGAAACGGAUGUGAUCGCGGAUACGGAAGAGGAAAAAAUGGAAGGAUCGGAUUUGAAUAAAUCCAUGGAAGUUUUGUCCGAACACGAACAAGGUGGCAACGAAGCGACGGACGAAAUCAAUAAUGCAUCGUCGAGCGAAGAACAGGAAAUGUCACAAAAAUCCGUUAAAAAUCCGUCGGAUAAUUUUUUCGAAAGAAUGGAAGAAUAUAAAAACGAAGAACAGCGUGGUUACAAAGGGAAGAAAAGGAGAAGAGAAUCGCAGGAUAGCGUCACGAGUUCGUCGUGCGGUUCCGGGGAAAUAAGAAACGACGACGAAUCAAGUUCGAGUUCUACGAGUUCGGAUUCUUCAGGUUCGUCGCAAGCAACGAGUUCGAGUUCGUCAAGCGAAUCAUCUCAUUCUCAAUCGGAUGACACGAAUAAAGAUGCGUCAAAGGAAACGGAUGACGAUGACAAACACAGCGAUAACGACAAAGACAAAUCAUCGGUGGGAAAUCGUGCGGAAAAUUUUACGAUGGGUGAAAAUAAUAAAAAAUCCGAAGGUUCAUCGAAUCUGUCAGAGAGUAGCAUGUUGAUGAGAUGCUUGCAAGCUUUCGAAACUUGCGCCCUAAGAUUUCCACAACACUACAAAUCCGUUUAUCGUUUGGCUCAUUUUUACUUCCGGUCCAAGGAACAUCGGGACAUUGGAAAAUGCAAAGAACUUUUACUCGGUCGAUAUCAAACUCCGAACGGUACGAUACCUGGAUUGUUUGCCGAAAGGAAAAAUACAAAUUUUUUUAACGGAAUAUGGAGGAUUCCUGCCGGUGACGUAGAUCGUCCUGGAAGUUUUGCUUCGCACAUGAGCCGAAGCGUUCUUUUGUUAAUGGAAGUCCUAAGAGAUUUAAAAGAUCAUAAAAUGUUACUGGAAAUAUGUUUGCAAUUAAGAAAAACUCCAGAGCCUGACAAGAAAUAUUUAAGAGAAGAUGAACGGAAUCAACUUUCCAGUCAAUCUUGCGAUUUAGCCAUUCAAACGCUAAGAAAAAAUGUCAAGGACAGCACAGUCAUGACUCUACCGAUCGUCUUGGAUUGUUACCGGUGUUACCAAAAAGUUCAAAAACAUUAUUCUCACAAGGAAACCGUGUACGGAGACAUUUUGUUGGAAGCUUUUAAAAGGCUCGGAAAAGGAGAUAAAUGCUCUCUGGAUCAGGCACUUAGAUUUUGCCAAUCCGAAGUUUCCGUCGUCAAAACUAAAGUACCAAAGACUCUUAAUCCCAACGUGCCCGUGACGCCAAAACCACCGAAACCCAAAAAGCAAGAAAAGAAAAAAUUGACUCCGAAACCUCAAAUGACGGCAAAAGUCAUUCAGAAAACUCCGAAACCAAAGAAAUCCGGAGAGGUUAAGAAAAGAUCUCCAUUCAACCUUGGAUUACCACCGAAUUUGUUUAUGGAUCCGAGUUUUUGGUCAUCCCUGGUUAAACCCACGAUGGAACAGAAAAUAACGGAUUCGAUGGCUUUGAAUUUAGCCGGAGCUCAAAUGUACGCGGAAAUGCUGAGAACGGCUACGCUCUCCGUGAAACAAAGAGAACAAACAACCGAUAAAAAAAUGGCGGAGCAAAUGUCAUCGAAAACGGGUUUGGAACAAUCGAAAUCGGACGGGAAUCAAAAAUCACCGACGGAUUUAAUGAAUUUUCUCUCUGGAUUUUACCCCUAUCAAAAUUAUCCGUUUGAUUUCACGAGCGAAAAAUACAAACAAUUGCUCGCGAAUUAUUGGGGAAAUCUUUCCCUCGCCGGAAACCUCUACGGUCAAAUGCAAAGCAUGAAUUUGAAAACGAAAACGAAAACGAGCAAAUCUCAUUCCCUGUUGAAAUCAUCGAACCCGUAUCAAAAACCGGAAACGUCGAAAUCCGACGAACUCAAACCCAAAACUAAUUUCAACAUAGAAGAUAUUUUGAACAAACCGUCGUUGACGAUCACGAAAACGCCGCCGACGGCGUCUCCCGGGCCGCCCCCGCCGCCGCCGCCGCCGACGUCUUCCCCGAGCAUGAAAUCCAUAGAGGAAAAAAUAAAAAGCAUAUCGAAAGAAGUUCACAUAACGAAAUGUUCGUCGUCGUCGUCGCCGUCGUCAUCUUCGUCGCAAGUCAUCAAUCUGAGCACGACGGGACGAAAAAGUGCGGGAGACGGGGGAAAAAGGAGUCACCCGGAGAAAUUCGGUGCGGAAUGUGGGAGCGGAAUGACGGCGGCGAAAAAAUUAUGUCGAGAAUCGGAACAAACGACAAACGGAAACAAUGAAAAAAUCGAAGUCGUCGUGAUCGACGAUUAA
Pediculus humanus corporis (human body louse) is the source of this 6417-nucleotide messenger RNA. RefSeq lists its product as uncharacterized. Gene Ontology annotation, cellular component: nucleus. Bases 1 to 6417 code for a protein of 2138 amino acids. Gene Ontology annotation, molecular function: nucleosome binding; protein binding. Gene Ontology annotation, biological process: chromatin organization. Lineage: Eukaryota; Metazoa; Arthropoda; Insecta; Psocodea; Pediculidae. The transcript has 23 exons. The record is from RefSeq and is a predicted model, not a curated record.